This is a messenger RNA of Archocentrus centrarchus (flier cichlid), 2102 nucleotides long. RefSeq names its product prune homolog 2 with BCH domain (gene prune2). NCBI's taxonomy places the organism in Eukaryota, Metazoa, Chordata, Actinopteri, Cichliformes, Cichlidae. Gene Ontology annotation, biological process: apoptotic process. The record is from RefSeq and is a predicted model, not a curated record. The coding region runs from base 201 to 1175 and encodes 324 amino acids. Gene Ontology annotation, cellular component: cytoplasm. The transcript has 11 exons.
UAUAGCAGGUGAUCGCCCUUAUUUGGUAGUGGCCCAGAUCAUGUGACCACAAAAUGGUGGAAGCUGUGAGCUGUUUGUAAGCUGAGCAUCUCUACCGAGAGGCUGGAAGCAGGAAGCAGGCAGGGAACUUGGAAGUACAUUCAUGCUCUGAGACGCAGGAGGACAGAGAUUCCUGAGCCCCAGAAGCGGCCCUCCUGGGGAUGGACCUGGCAUCAGAGAGUAAAAUGAACUCUGAGGGAAGUGAUGGCAGACCAGUCCCCCCUACCUCUCUACCCCUGCAAGGAGGACCCUCACAAAGAAAAAAGCUAUCUGCGCCUCGUAUCAGCCUGUCAUUGGACCAGAGCGAAGAUGACUUCGGGGAGACGCCAGAUGAUCUAGACAUUAAUGUCGACGACCUCGACACUCCAGAUGAGGGGGAUUACCUCGACUACACAGACCAUGAAAUGGACUGGGAAGACCCCAAUGCUGCCAAUAGGAGUGGUACCAGUGAAGUCUACAAUACAAUCCCAACAUACAGCGCUGAGGAAGAGCGCCAGGAUGGAAAACUGUGGAGGACUGUCAUCAUCGGGGAGCAGGAGCACCGCAUCAACAUGAAGCUCAUUGAGCCCUACAUGAAAGUCAUCUCUCAUGGAGGCUACUAUGGCAACGGAGUGAACGCCAUCAUAGUGUUUGCUGCCUGUUUUCUGCCAGACAGCGACCGAGAGGACUACCAUGAAAUAAUGGAGAACCUCUUCCUUUAUGUGAUCAGCACACUGGAGCUGAUGGUGGCAGAGGACUACAUGAUUGUAUACCUGAAUGGAGCCACACCCCACAGAAGAAUGCCUGGACUUGGGUGGCUAAAGAAGUGCUAUCAGAUGAUUGACAGAAGGCUCAGGAAGAACUUGAAAUCCUUCAUUAUCCUCCAUCCGUCAUGGUUUAUCAGGACCAUUCUAGCCAUCACCAAGCCAUUCAUCAGCGCCAAGUUCAGCAGCAAGAUAAAGUAUGUAAACAGUCUGGACGAGCUGCAGGAACACAUCCCAAUGGAUUGCAUCCAGAUCCCAGAGUGCAUCAUUAGACUCGACAAGCAGCUGAAGGAAGCAGCAGAGAACUCGAGAGUGAACAGUUUUCUGCAGGGAUCUGAGCCAACAGCAGCAAGCAGAACAGAACCAGACGCAGCUGGUGCCAGCGGCUCUUAAAUCCAAACAUCCUGAAUGGAUGGGUCACCUCAAUGUUAAGAAGUCACUGUUGUACUGAACGGGCGAGUCUGGAAAAUAGAGGCUUGUGUAGCUACUCUGUGUGUGUGCGUGUCAGUGUUUUGUCAAUUACACACUGGAGUGUAAUAUGAAAAUACAACUUAAAAUAGUACCUGUUCACGAUAAGAUCUCAUUCUUUAUGGCUGCUGUAGCAUCUGCUGUACCUUACACCUGCAAUCCUGAUAGAGUCUAGUGUGAUUUUUCUGGGCGCAUCAGCAGAAUUGCGCCAUCGUUCACUUUAGGGUAGGAACUUCAAUUACACACUAGACAGCGCACUGCGCAAAUCCAUUUUGUAGAGUCUAUAGUGUUGUAGUUGUGUGCAUGAGAAGCAGUGAAGCAAUAAUAUCACCCUUUACUGGUUACACGGUCUCAGUAUUUCUGAUAAAGAGACGACUUCUGUGUCAGCAAUCUACAUUAAAAGUGCAGGGUGCCUUGUGCCAUAGGAAAUGAUCAGCUGGCUUUUGACCAAUCCCCGAUUCCCCAAACUGGGAAAUUUACCUAAAAACAGAUAUUUUAUCUUUAUAGAGUCAAUCUUAAACUAAGAAGGAAUAUCUUAAAUAUUAUAUCAAGCUGUCAGGGCCAUGUGGCAGCAUGUCUUUUUAGCUGUGUUAUGAAAAUGUGUGAGUGUGUGUGUGUGUCCGUCUAUACACGUUGAGACUCAUCUUCAGUUUCUGCUGGUCAACCAGGAAGAAACCUGAAACCAGAACUGUGAUGAGAUCUCUGAUAAGCACAUCUUAUCUGUGUGUGUGUCCACACGCAUGUGUGUGUAUAUUUGUGCAUCAGUGCAUGUCCCUCUCAUUAGAUAAUUGAUGGUCCUCUUACACAUGGGUCUUUAAGCUGUACCGAGGAGAUGCAAAGAAAUUAUGGGUC